This is a messenger RNA of Thamnophis sirtalis, 1040 nucleotides long. The record is from RefSeq and is a predicted model, not a curated record. Lineage: Eukaryota; Metazoa; Chordata; Lepidosauria; Squamata; Natricidae.
GAUCGGAAGAUUGAGGAGCUUCGCCAGUCCCUCAAUCGCUACAAGAAGGUGCAGGAUAUGGUCAUUUUGGCUCAAGGGAAGAAAGGCAAGGAUGAUGAUAGCGAGGAAUCUGAGAGCCCAGCAUCCGUUUCCUCCAUUUUGUUGGAACCACAGAAUCUUAGUGAAGCUGAGAAAAGUCCCUCUUCUACCCCGCUGUUGCGUUCUCCAAACCACGAAGACUUGAGCACAACAGAUCCCGAAGAGCGAGAAACACCAGCCGAUGAUUUGCCUAGAAACCCAGCUAAGUGAUACAAAAAUUUCAGCUCUACAAAAAUCUAGCAGUCUUGGAAACUUGAAGAAAGACUCCUCAGAGCGAUCUGGACAUGCCGUUUGCUAAGUGGAGGAAAGAGCAAAUUUGCACCUGGCUUCAGGAACAGGGGCUGGGUUUUUACAUCGGCAAUGGAAAACAUUGGAUUCUGUCCGGUCAGACUCUCUUGCAAGCAUCCCAGAGUGAUUUAGAGAAGGUAAGACAUUUAUUUUCUCCCUCCCUCCACCCAGACGCAAAUAACAUCACCCCAUCAGAGGUUUCCCAAUGGACCAAUCAUCGAGUUAUGGAGUGGUUGCGUUCUGUCGAUCUGGCCGAAUACGCUCCUAAUUUAAGAGGAAGCGGAGUUCACGGGGGUUUAAUGGUUCUGGAACCUCGUUUUAACGUAGAGACCUUGGCGCAGCUGCUUAACAUCCCUCCCAACAAGACGCUACUGAGAAGACACUUGGCUACCCAUUUCAACUUGCUGAUUGGGAGUGAAGCUCAACAGGAAAAACGCGAAGCCAUGGAAGCUCCCGAUUAUGUCCUUCUCACCGCUACUGCCAAAGUGAAGCCAAAGAAACUCACCUUCAGUAACUUCGGAAAUUUGAGGAAGAAGAAGCAGGACGACGGAGGGGAAGAGUACCUGUGCCCCAUGGAUUUGGGUCAGGUGGCAGGAAGUGGAUCCAAGAAGGGCUUUAAGCCGGGUUUAGAUAACAGAGUCUACGAUGAUGAUGAUCUGGACAGAUUGGAAGAG